AGCCAUUUGGCCCAGAAGCGACGUGUGAUGCCCGUAUAGUUAUUGUGUGCCCGUCAAGACGCAGUGAAAGAGGCGCGCGCUUGAACCUGCGCCUUCACACAAUUGACCUCAUGGCGCCCGUACAGGAGCGCUCUCGUUGCUUCAAUUUCAGCGCUGGCCCCGCAAUGCUUCCGGACCUGGUUCUGGAUAAGAUUGUUGGGGAGCUGGGCGACUACGAUGGCUUGGGGAUGAGCAUCUUGGAAAUGGGGCACCGAGACGCCGGUGGGCCAGUUCAAGAAGUCUUGCAGGAGGCCACGGACUGCGUCCGUCACAUCCUUGGCGUCCCUUCCAAUUAUGCGGUCAUUUGGCAACAGGGUGGUGCACAUGGACAGUUCGCAGCUGUGCCCCUUAACCUUCUAAGAGACAAGACGCAGGCCGACUAUGUGGAUACCGGGGUUUGGUCCCGGCGGGCAAUGAACGAGGCGCGGAAGUUUUGCACUGUGCGGGUCUGUGCAGAAUUGAGAGAGGAGGGUGGAAGACUGGAAGUUCCUCCAGUCUCCGAGUGGAAUUUGUCAGAUGAGUCUGCCUAUGUACAUAUUUGUGGAAAUGACACAAUCAGCGGCGUCGAGUUCCUUGAGGAUCUCGACCUCGGUGAUCGCCUUCUAGUGGCCGACUUCACCUCGACCCUCCUUUCGCGCCCGGUGAACAUCUCCCGGUAUGCCGCAUUGUACUGCUCUGCGGGCAAGAAUUUGGGCCCAGCGGGCGUUUGCCUUGUCGUCGUUCGCAGGGACCUGUUGGAUUUUGCCUUGCCGCAGACACCUAUGGUCUUGCAUUGGAAGGCAGCGGCGGAGACAUCUCCGAUCCCGUCACUGGCCAACACGCCCCCAGUCUUCUCGAUCUUUGCUUGUGGCCAUGUUCUGAAAGGCUUGCGAAGGUCCUUCGGCGAUGUGGGGACCUUGGACAAUGUCAAGCGGCGCACACAGCGCCGCGCAAGCGCUGUCUAUAAAAUCAUCGACGAAUCAAAUGGAUUUUACAUUAACAAGGUCGCAUCCGCUGUUCGCUCGCAGACCACGAUUUGCUUCACCUUUGGCAGGGAUGCAACAGUGCAGCGCCAGUGGACAGGUAGCAUCACCGACACUGUGAAGCCUACAGAUCUUGAAGAGGUUUGCUUUGAAGCCCAUUGCCUUGACAUUGCAGCAGAUUUGCGGGGUUUUAUGCGAGAAGCCAAACAGCGAAGAAUGAAUGGCCUUGCUGGUCACCCAGCUUUUGGAGGCAUCCGGAUUUGCCUAUACAAUGGCCUGCCAGAUGAAGCUGUGGACGAGGUCCUCCGCCUCCUGCGGGACUUCGCUGUGGCAGAGUCAGGUGGCCUGGAAAAGAUCUGCAACUGCAAGGUAAUUACUUGCCUGGACACCUGUUCAAGAAGCAUCAAGGCAAUCAAGGAGGAACACCCGACAGCAAGUCCGACGAGAAGCUGUUUGGAGCACAACUUGCGGCCGAUGCCAGUCCUUUGAUCAAAGCCUCAAAGCCUUGGUGCUGCUACGCCGCAACUUGCGAUGGACAUGAGUGCAGUGAGCAAGUGGUUUGACUUGCGGCUAGAGCAAUCUUCAAAGGGCUCCGGAGCCGCGCUGCUUUGUUACAAGGAAUGCGCCUCCAAUAUCA
Molecule: messenger RNA, 1638 nt
Organism: Durusdinium trenchii
Lineage: Eukaryota; Dinophyceae; Suessiales; Symbiodiniaceae
Source: the annotation of a GenBank genome assembly